Scaptodrosophila lebanonensis is the source of this 859-nucleotide messenger RNA. Its product is annotated as solute carrier family 66 member 3. The coding region runs from base 53 to 703 and encodes 216 amino acids. The record is from RefSeq and is a predicted model, not a curated record. Lineage: Eukaryota; Metazoa; Arthropoda; Insecta; Diptera; Drosophilidae. The transcript is spliced from 4 exons.
UAUCUCGACUAAACACGGCACUUAUUAUAAGAUUAGAGAGCGGGCUGUUAAGAUGGACGCUGUAAAUACUUAUUUUGAGAAAGGUGCUUUACUAGUAAUAGCUGACUUGCUAAGCUUAAUAACUGUGACUUCAUGCCUCGUUAUAAAAGUGCCGCAAAUAAAUACCAUAAGGCAAAACCAAUCUUCGAAAGGAAUAAGUGUGUUUGGACUAUGCCUGGAACUUUUUAGCUACACAGUGAUGAUAUCCUACAACUACAGCAGUGGCUAUGAUUUCUUAUCUUACAUGGAGUAUCCGGUGCUGUUGUUGCAGGAAUAUGCGCUUAUCUAUUAUGCUUUCAAAUAUCAGGAUCUUUUGGGUAUCAGGACGCAGAUAGUAGCCGUACUCUAUAUGAUUAUAGCGACUCUUAUCUAUCUUAAACUGUUCCCAAUAAUUAUUCUUACAUUCCUGGUGCCCUUCUGCACACCAAUUGGAGCUACUAGCAAGGUUUUGCAAUUACUUGCCAUAUUAAGAACGAAGGAUGCCAGUUCAGUCAGCCGCACCACUUGGGCUCUAUCUGCUUUCACCAACAUGACUCGCAUAUAUACGGUGUAUGUUCAGUCCCACGAUUGGAUGUUGCUUUCAAACUUCUUGAUAUCGACGUUCCUUAGCGCUUCUGUUUUUGCGGCUGCAUGCGUUUACAAGAAGAAGGCCAAGAAGGCUUAAAUUAAAUACGACUGGAUUACGAUGAAAUGCACGACUUCCACGCUCAUUGAACAUAUACUCGAAGCACAAAACAAAUCCAAUUUGUGUCCGUUGUGUUAGUUAAUUUGUUUAUGUAUUAAUUUCCUUAGACAAUUUCAUUAAGUAUUUUUAACUCUA